AUGGCGAAGAUGCUGAUGCAAAGGUUAUGGCUUGAAAAGGUGUCUUGGGACGAAUGUGUCAGUCCUGAGCUCGAAGAAGAAUGGAAACAGAUAAGAGAUGAUUUAGAAAAUGUCAAAGAUAUAAAGAUGGAUAGAUGGCUUGGCACAACAGACUCGGAAGAAGAAAAUAUACAGAUACACGGAUUUAGCGACGCAUCUUUGCGAGCAUACGCUGCCGUCGUAUAUAUAAGGGUUGAAAGCGAGAACAAAAUAACAACCAAAAUCAUCGCUGCACGAACGAGAAUAGCACCUUUGAAAACUAUCUCCCUCCCGCGCUUAGAAUUAUGUGGCGCGUUACUCCUGUCUAAACUAAUGAAACAAAUUGGACAAGCGAUGAGAAUACCAACAACAAACAUGUUCGCAUGGACCGACUCUUCGAUAGUAAUCGCUUGGCUUUGUGGAGAACCCAAUAGAUGGAAACCGUUUGUAGCCAACCGCGUUGUAGAAAUCGUUGAGAACCUAAACAACAAACACUGGUACCAUGUGCAAUCUAAAGAUAAUCCUGCAGAUAUCGCUUCAAGAGGGAUGAAGCUGACCACACUUAAGAACUGUGAUCUGUGGUGGCACGGCCCGAGCUGGUUAUCUGAAAAAGAAAUAAAUAUUAGUAAACAAGAAGAUUUUACAACAGAUGAAGAAAUAAAGGUACAGAAAAUUCAAACUUACCUGAAUAUUGAAGACCUGGAAAGACAAGAAAAGGCACUGAGUACACAAUUUGGAGAUUUUGAUAACUUAACUGAACUACUUAAAGGUAUUGUCUAUUGCCUAAGAUUCUUAAACUGCAAGAAAAAUCCAGAUGGCAUUGAUAAGGAUAUUACUACAAUGGAAUUACAAAACGCCAUGAAUAUUUGCAUAAAAAAGGUACAGCAAGAAGAGUAUCAAGAAGAAAUAGAAAGAUUGACAUCAGAUAAACAAGUGAAAGGAAAGAGCUCCCUAAGAUCCCUCGCCCCAUACGUAGAUGAAAACAAGGUCCUCAGGGUGGGCGGUCGCCUCAGAUAUGCAAAUAUAGACGAAGACAGAAAGCAUCCUAUCAUUCUGGGAAACAGGAACGCUUUAGUGCCACUAAUAAUUGCUGAUGCACAUACAAGAACGCUUCAUGGCACUUUGCCUGAAAUGCUAUGCUACUUACGUUCUAAGUACUGGAUAUUGCGAGCUAAGUCCUUAGUCAAGAGACAUAUUCAAAAAUGCCUUACUUGUGCAAACCAAAAUGCUACGUCGAAGCCGCAAAUCAUGGGAGAUUUACCGGAGCCGAGGGUCACUCCUUCGAGACCAUUCCUACACAGUGGAGUAGAUUUUGCAGGGCCAUACCAGAUAUUGACGUCUAAAGGCCGAGGAGGAAAAACUGUGAAGGCCUACAUAGCUAUUUUUAUUUGCAUGGCCGUCAAGGCAAUUCAUAUUGAACUGGUUGGAGACCUUACCUCAGAAGCAUUCAUAGCAGCAUUCAAACGUUUUGUCGCUAGAAGAGGAAAAUGUACUCACCUGUGGAGCGACCAGGGUAGAAACUUCGUAGGUGCUAACAAAGAACUUGUUGAAGCCUGGAAUGAAGCUAAAUUGAAAUUUACCGGACCAAUAGCAGAGACACUUGCUAUCGAAGGCACACAGUGGCACUUCAUUCCAGCUUACAGCCCUAACUUCGGUGGCCUUUGGGAGGCCGGCGUCAAGUCGAUAAAAUACCAUUUAAAGAGAGUUCUGACAACAAACCUGACGUUCGAAGAAUUUACGACGGUACUUUACGAGACUGAAGCCUGUUUGAAUUCCCGGCCCCUAUGCCCACUCGAUAACUCAGAUCCUGAAAACGCUGAAAUACUCACCCCAGGACAUUUCUUAAUAGGCGAAGCCCCUAUCGUUGUUCCAGCAGCAGAUUAUAAAGAAUGUAAAAUACAUACCUUGUCACGCUGGCAACUCACGCAGAAACUGUUGGCAGAUUUUUGGCGUCGAUGGCAAGAUGAGUACCUAUCCAGACUGCAACAAAGACCUAAAUGGCUGAAAAAAGAGAAAGAGUUUAAAAUAGGAGAUAUAGUGCUUAUCAAAACUGAUAACUUACCUCCAGGCAAAUGGUCACUGGGCCGCAUCAUGGACAAACAUCCUGCUGAAGACGGUUUUACUAGAGUGUACAGUGUCAAAUCCGGUAGUGCUAUAGUGAAACGAUCUAUAUCUAAAUUAUGUGCGUUGCCCGUUGAUACUGAAACUUUGUAA
Molecule: messenger RNA, 2232 nt
Organism: Cydia amplana
Lineage: Eukaryota; Metazoa; Arthropoda; Insecta; Lepidoptera; Tortricidae
Exons: 1
Coding region: 1-2232 (743 amino acids)
Biological process (GO): DNA integration
Molecular function (GO): nucleic acid binding
Source: RefSeq, a predicted model, not a curated record